AUGGACUCCAACCCCCAACUGCUUCGGAGGACACACUCGCCCUUUGUCGCCGCAUCUGCCGCCGCAGCCUCAUCCACCCUGGCCGUUGAAACUCACACCCACGGACACCAUCAUCACAGCCACGGUCAUGGCCAUGGCCACUCUCACACCCUCGCCACCUCACCAGGAGUAAGACCAGUUGGCAUCGAGAACAACCUCCUCCAGAUAAAGAAGCCUUUGACUGAGGCCCAUGCGUCCGGCUUUACGACAUCGCCUGCUUCGACCAUGACUACAACAACAACCAUGAACGGAAAUAUACCCUUUGCCUCAUCUGUCGCCCAUGGUCAUAGUCAUGGCCUGUUUGAUCAGCAUCAACACCACGACCACAGCCAUCACGACCAUAGUCAUAGUCAUACCCACAACGACAACCAUAAUCAGGGUCAGACGAAUGGAUACCCAGCAGGAGGAGCACCAGAACAUAAGCACGAUCACCAUUUCCAACCCCAAGGCUUCCAACAGCACCAGCACGACCAUUCUGGACACAAUCAUAGCCAUGAUCAUGGACACGGACACGGCCACAACAAUAAUCAAGGGCAUGCCCACGAUCAUCAUGCUCACGACCACGGACAUGGCCACCACAAGGACGAUCACCACGACCACGAUCACCACGCCCAUGGUCAUGGUCACGGGCACGGACACCACGAUCAUGGUCACGGCCACAGCCAUGGUCAUGAACAUGAUCAUGGCCACGACCACCACCACGAUCAUCAUCAUCCCGUCAGCUUCCGGUCCCAGCUACCUUCAUACGGCGAGAUCUUUGGAAACCUCAUGCCCAAGCAAAAGACCAUGUUCACCUGGAUUCUGGCCCACUCCACCAUCGCCGUCUUCACCUGGCUCUCCGGAAUGCGUGCAGGAUCAUUGUCUAUCAUCGGAUUGUCGUACAUGCUUUUGUUUGACGCCUUUGGGAUCUUGAACAUCUUUGUCUCCAGCGUCAUCCACACCGAUAUCAAGAUGAAGAAGUCGACCGUGAAACAUCCCUUUGGUGUCCAGCGGUUUGAGAUUUUGUUUGGAUUGUUCAACGCCAUCUUUUUGCUGUUCAUCGGUAUGAACAUGCUCAAGGAGAGUUUGGAACAUUUGAUGCUCGAGGAUGACCACCACGGGGACGAUCAUGGAGCUAUUGUGCGCGUACCGAUUUUCUGGACUCUGGUGGCGCUGGGAGCCACGUUGGUCUCUUCAUUAGGUUACCAGAACCAUAAGUAUUUCUGCCUUUUGCUGAGCGCGAACGGACAUGUGUCAACACAGGCAGCAUUUGGCCGCUCAGAUUCUUUAAAGCUAGUCUCAUUGACCAGUAACAAGUUCUCCCUAACAAGCUUGGCCUGCGUCGUGGGGGUCCUCUUGGUCGCCAUGUUCCCCAAAUUCGACGCCCUCGACAAAAUGAUCGCCAUCGGCCAAUCCAUCAUCAUGUUCUCCCUCGGAGGACCCCUGGCCAAAGUUCUCGGAAUGCUUCUCCUCCAGACAACCCCACCACGUGCUCUGGAAACCAUCGAAGAUACGGUGCGCCAACUCUCGGCGGUCAACCCUGCGAUCCUGAGGAUGGAACGCGCACAUGUUUGGACGAAUACGUUGGGACAGUUGAUUGGAACUGUGGUGGUCAGUGUUGCCAAGGGUGCUGAUGAGCAGGCGAUCUUGGCGAGUAUUCAUCAGAGGCUAGCUGGGUUCUUGGACCUCGAUGCAAAAUCCGAAGGUACUGGCGAGUUGACUGUUCAGUUAGUUCAUAAUUAG
Molecule: messenger RNA, 1761 nt
Organism: Linnemannia hyalina
Lineage: Eukaryota; Fungi; Mortierellomycota; Mortierellomycetes; Mortierellales; Mortierellaceae
Source: the annotation of a GenBank genome assembly